Molecule: messenger RNA, 1281 nt
Organism: Marmota flaviventris (yellow-bellied marmot)
Lineage: Eukaryota; Metazoa; Chordata; Mammalia; Rodentia; Sciuridae
Gene: Krt40
Product: keratin 40
Biological process (GO): intermediate filament organization; epithelial cell differentiation
Cellular component (GO): cytoskeleton
Molecular function (GO): structural molecule activity
Source: RefSeq, a predicted model, not a curated record
AUGACCUCCGAUGGAUCUGAAGGUUCCCCCAAGUGCUGCUCUUCUGAGUCCUGUGGCCGGGCUUCCAGCUGUGCAUCUGCUUCCCCCUGUGUCCCCACUGCCACUGCUGGGGCUACAUCCAGAUGUCAGACGCCAGGCUUCCUGUCCAGGUCUCACCUGCCCAUCGGUUGCUAUUUGGCUGGGAGUUGUAGCAGCCCGUGCCUGGUGGGGAACUGUGCUUGGUGUGAGGACGGAGUGUUCAACAGCAAUGAGAAGGAGACGAUGCAGUUCCUGAACGACAGACUUGCCAACUACCUGGAGAAGGUUCGCAGCCUGGAGGAGACCAACGCCGAGCUGGAAUGCAGGAUCCGAGAACAGUGUGAGCCAGAUACGCCCCUGGUGUGCCCGGACUAUCAGUUUUACUUCAACACCAUUGAAGACCUCCAACAGAAGAUCUUAUGCACAAAGGCGGAGAAUUCUCGACUUGCCGUACAGCUUGACAACUGCAAACUGGCCACUGAUGAUUUUAGGUCAAAGUAUGAGAGUGAGCUGUCUCUUCGCCAGCUGGUAGAGACGGACAUCAGUGGCCUGCGUGGAAUCCUGAAUGAGCUGAACCUGUGCAAAUCUGAUCUGGAGGCCCAUGUGGAGUCUUUGAAGGAAGACCUCCUUUGCCUUAAGAAAAGUCACGAAGAGGAGGUCAACCUGCUUCGAGGACAGCUCGGAGACCGACUCAGUGUGGAGCUGGACACUGCCCCCAACGUCGACCUCAACAGGGUCCUGGAUGAGAUGCGAAGUCAGUAUGAAACGGUGCUGGCCAACAACCGCAGAGACGCGGAAGAAUGGUUCUCCGUUCAGACAGAAGAGCUGAAUCAGCAGCAGCAGUCCAGCGUGGAGCAGCUGCAGGGCUGCCAGACAGAGAUACUGGAGCUGAAACGCACGGCCAACACCCUGGAAAUUGAGCUGCAAGCCCAGCAAAACCUGACAGAAUCUCUGGAAUGCACUGUGGCAGAAACCGAGGCCCAGUACAGCAGCCAGCUGGCCCAGAUGCAAGGCCUGAUUGAUACCGUGGAGAACCAGCUGGCAGAGAUUCGCUGCGACCUCGAGCGGCAGAACCAGGAGUACGAGGUGCUGCUGGACACGAAGGCCAGGCUGGAGUGCGAGAUCAACACGUACCGGGGCCUGCUGGACAGCGAGGACAGCAGGCUGGCCUGUAACCCCUGUUCUACAAUAUCCACUGCAAACAACACUUGUGAGCCGUGCUCAGCAUAUCUCAUUUGUACAGUUGAAAACUGUUGUGUUUGA